Messenger RNA from Juglans microcarpa x Juglans regia, 652 nucleotides. RefSeq names its product histidine-containing phosphotransfer protein 4-like. Gene Ontology annotation, cellular component: nucleus; cytoplasm. Gene Ontology annotation, molecular function: protein histidine kinase binding; histidine phosphotransfer kinase activity. Lineage: Eukaryota; Viridiplantae; Streptophyta; Magnoliopsida; Fagales; Juglandaceae. The transcript is spliced from 6 exons. Gene Ontology annotation, biological process: phosphorylation; cytokinin-activated signaling pathway; phosphorelay signal transduction system. The coding region runs from base 24 to 470 and encodes 148 amino acids. The record is from RefSeq and is a predicted model, not a curated record.
UUUCCUAUCUGUUUUUCUCAAGAAUGGAGCUCUUGAGGCAACAGAUUGCCACUGCGAGGCAAUCCCUUUUCUCUGAGGAAAUCCUCGACAUGAGCCAAUUCAUGCAAUUGGAGCGACUUGAGGAUAAAGACAGCCCCAACUUUGUGGAACAAACUUUGUCCUUGUAUUUCAGUGAUGCAACUAAGGCCAUCGCUGCCAUAGAACAAGCACUCAUGCCGAGUGAAUUUGUACUCCUGGAUUUCAACAAGCUGGGCAUACAGCUUCAUCGGCUCAAAGGCAGCUCUGCCAGCGUUGGUGCUAAAAAGGUGUUGACAAGAGUCAUUAAAGCAUUGGAAUGUUGCAGGAAGGGUGACAUGGAAGGAUGCAAGGCUGCAGUUCGGAUAUUGAAACAAGACUAUAACACCCUGAGGGACAGACUCCAAACUUAUUUUCAGUUGUUACAAAGUCAGGCUAGAUUUGCCGAGACAUGACUUGAACACCACCCCCCCCCCCCCAAUUGGACUUUGGGUUCCUUAUAGUAAAAGGGGUGGAAAGUCAUUUCUUUAGAAACCCUCGUAUGUAUGUUACUUUAAUUUUGGGAGAAUUUGUCACCUUUAAUUAGUGAGUUCCAUGGUUUUGGAAUUAUAGUAAAACCUUCCUCUUUGUCUUGAAA